AAAAGCUUAUAUUAAGUGUAUAUUUAUAAAUAACUAAGCGUACAAUUGUUUGAGAUGGAUGAAAUAACCGACGAUUUUAAUCCAACACAAGAUCGAAUAUUAACGGAAUCAGAAAUACAAAAAUUACAAAUGCAAGACACAAGACUGGUAUCUGAUUUUCAAGCAAAUAAACUUGAAAUAGAAGCAAAAAAACAUUGGGAUUUGUUUUACAAACGUAACGAAAACCGUUUUUUUAAAGAUCGUCAUUGGGUAACACGCGAAUUUUUCGAACUUGCCGAAUUAAGCGAUGAAAAGCGUGUUUUAUUGGAAAUUGGAUGUGGUGUGGGAAAUUUUAUAUUUCCAUUAAUUGAAGAUAAUAUUAAUUUCUUUGUCUACGCAUGUGAUUUAUCUUCAAAAGCGAUUGAUCUAGUUAAAUCGAAUAAAUUGUAUGAUGAAACACGUGUAAUCGCGUUUCAAACUGAUAUUACAACCGAACAUAUUUUAUCAGUGGUCGCGUUAAAUAGUGUUGAUAUUGUAUCUUUAAUUUUUGUAUUAUCGGCUAUACAUCCUGAAAAAUUUACGGCGACUGUAUCGAAUAUUUAUAAAGUUCUAAAACCAGGUGGAAUAGUUUUGUUCAGAGAUUAUGCAUUGUAUGAUUUGGCUCAAAUAAGAUUCAAACCGGGUCAUAAGAUUGCUGAAAAUUUUUAUAUGCGGCAGGAUGGAACGAGGUCGUAUUACUUCUCACGUGAUAAGCUUGCCGAAAUUUUUACAAAUUGUGGUUUUGAGGUUAUUUUUAAUAAUUAUGUUCAAAGGCGUACUGUUAAUGCAAAAGAAGGAAUUGAUAUGGAGCGUUUAUUCAUCCAAGCAAAAUUUAAGAAAACGUAAUGUAAUGGAAUUAAAAAGGAACACGUGUGAAGAAAUCAAAUAUCAACAACAUCAGGAAUCCUUGCCAUUGCUUAAAAAACCAUUGGAUGAAAAUCAACCAAAGGUAAAUUAUUGAGUUAAGCAGAAACACUGAAACAAGAAAAUAAUUAAGAACGAGAAUUAAAAUUCAGUAUGCAAAAUACAAUACACUGAAAGAAGAAAAUUACAACGAGAAUUAAAAUUAAAUAUGCAAAAGACGAUACACUCAAACAAGAAAAUAAUUAAGAACGAGAAUUAAAAUUCAAUAAUAGUGGGAAGAACACAAAAUUUUUGGUUAAACAUUUCGUAUUAAAAAUAUAUUGUUUUAACAAUUUCAAUAUAUCAAUUUAAUAUCUAAUCUUAUCUUAUCCCGAAAAAUGAUUUUAUACUCUAUAAAAUAACCAUUAUUCAUUC
This is a messenger RNA of Chrysoperla carnea, 1296 nucleotides long. RefSeq names its product tRNA N(3)-methylcytidine methyltransferase METTL6. The record is from RefSeq and is a predicted model, not a curated record. Bases 55 to 864 code for a protein of 269 amino acids. NCBI's taxonomy places the organism in Eukaryota, Metazoa, Arthropoda, Insecta, Neuroptera, Chrysopidae. The transcript is spliced from 7 exons.